UAAAGCAAGGUGGUACAACCAUUACCAUACAGCUUCCACUCAAAAACCAUUCCAAACAUUCCUUCCUGCUUUUUGAAACCAGUUUCAAGAAAAAAGAAAGGGUCUUUCUUUUUCUUUUUCUUUCUUUCUUUCUUUCAGUAUAAUAUUUCUCCAUCAUCCAUCUUCAGUUAAUUCAUCCAUGGAUACUGCUCAGUGGCCACAGGAGAUAGUGGUGAAACCAAUAGAAGAAAUUGUCACAAAUACAUGUCCAAAGCCUACAGGAGGUUUGGAGAGGAAAGCAAGACCUCAAAAAGAGCAAGCUUUGAACUGUCCAAGGUGCAAUUCAACAAACACAAAGUUCUGUUACUAUAACAACUACAGUCUUACACAACCAAGAUAUUUUUGCAAGACUUGUAGAAGGUAUUGGACUGAAGGUGGUUCUUUAAGAAAUAUUCCGGUUGGCGGUGGUUCAAGAAAGAAUAAAAGAUCGUCGUCGUCGUCUUCUUCUUCUACUACUACUUCAUCUUCUUCAUUAAUAUCUUCAAAGAAACUUCCUGAUCUUGUUACACCGCAAUCUUCUACUCAUCAAAACCCUAAUAAGAGCCAUGAAGGUCAAGAUCUAAACCUAGCUUUUCCGUCAACUACUCAUCAAGGUAUAAGAAGUUUUACUGAAUUGAUUCAACUGCCUAGUAGCAUUAAUGAAAGCAACAGCAAGAAUCAAAUCUCUUCUUCUAUGUCCAAUAAUACAGCAGCUACUACUACUACAUCUCAUCAACUUUCAGCUUUAGAACUUUUAACCGGAAUUUCUUCAAGGGGUUUGAAUUCUUUUAUGCCUAUGCCAGUUCAAGAUCCAAGUUCUUCAGUUUACACAUCUGGGUUUCCUCUUCAUGAUUUUAAGCCAAGCUUGAAUUUUUCUCUUGAUGGGCUUGGAAGUGGAUAUGGUAGUCUUCAAGGAGUUCAAGAAACUGCAGGUGGAAGGCUUUUGUUUCCAUUUGAAGAUCUAAAGCAAGUUUCAACUACCACUGAAAUUGAGCAGAAUAAUAGAGAGCAAGGAGAUUCAACUGGAUAUUGGACUGGAACGUUAGGUGGAGGAGGAGGAUCAUGGUAAUUAAUUCGAGAUAAGCUAGACAGAUUGUGGUUAUGAUGAUGAUCACGAAAAUAAUUAAUUUGGGUGGGUCUUAAUUUUCUUUUUCUUUUUCUUUUUCUUUUUUGGAUUUUUGUAAAAAAAAAAAAAUUUAUUAAUUUCUUUUUACUUAUGGUGGGGUGACUUUGUUUGGAUUCUUCAUUUACUAACAGAGAUAGGAUACAUGGGUUUCUCUCUAUAAUAAUUUGCUUUGUUAUUUUAAUUUCAAUUUCAAAUUAUCUUCUCUACGCUUUUAAUUAAACUUGUGGGAGUUUUGAAGCUUCAAUUAGACUGGCUUCAUUAGAAGGGGUGAAAUGGGUUAUUUUAUAAGAAUAGAAGAAGAACAAGAACUAGAAGAAGAAGAAGAGGCAGGAGAAGAAGAGAUCAAGCUAAGCCCAUAAUUUUUUUUAGGGUAAUGAGUAGAAGAGGGGGCCAUGCUCUACAUAUAUAUGGCUUUUACUUCAUGUCAUGUCUUCUACAACUAUAAAAGAAGAGAGAGCAAGCUAGUUAGCAGAAGGCUUAAUUACCCACUAUAAUUAAGUGUCAUUAAUGGCUAAUUAGCUUGGUAUAAAAAAAAAAUAAUACUAAUGUAUUACUAUGAUGUGAAAAUUUGUAAGUUUUUCUAUGGAUGAAAGGCUUUGUUUCUUUUAA
This is a messenger RNA of Jatropha curcas, 1753 nucleotides long. RefSeq names its product dof zinc finger protein DOF4.6. Gene Ontology annotation, molecular function: DNA binding; DNA-binding transcription factor activity. The record is from RefSeq and is a predicted model, not a curated record. Lineage: Eukaryota; Viridiplantae; Streptophyta; Magnoliopsida; Malpighiales; Euphorbiaceae. Gene Ontology annotation, biological process: regulation of DNA-templated transcription.